Messenger RNA from Sordaria macrospora k-hell, 381 nucleotides. RefSeq lists its product as uncharacterized. NCBI's taxonomy places the organism in Eukaryota, Fungi, Ascomycota, Sordariomycetes, Sordariales, Sordariaceae. The record is from RefSeq and is a predicted model, not a curated record.
AUGAACGCAAGCAGCUCUGGAAAUUUGAGAGUGAUGGACGAGGGGGUGAAAGAAGUGAUGCUAGCCAUGGUUGAAGCGACCAAGCAAGGGAGGCACGACAAAAAGCGGAGGAGGAGGAAGAAGGAGACGAGAAAGGAAAUGAAGCAGGAACUUCAGAUGAUCAAGGUCAGACUGGAUGAUUUCUUUGACUUGAUUCCCACCAAACCACCCGCAACCAACAAGCUGAACAAGCGGCGUCGACAAGCACAAGCGCUGCUUUCCGAUAGCCCCGGCAAGAACGAGGAGCCUGCUUGCUUGUGGUUAGGGCAGUGGAACCUCAACCGAUACCUCUACGGAAAGUCCCCUUCUGGAUGCUGGUCGUUUGGGGGAGAGACAAGAUGA